This is a messenger RNA of Ostertagia ostertagi, 489 nucleotides long. Lineage: Eukaryota; Metazoa; Nematoda; Chromadorea; Rhabditida; Trichostrongylidae. The record is from the annotation of a GenBank genome assembly.
AUGUCACUCAUAGCCCUAGCUCUCAAUCUUGGCAUUAUAUUCCUAUACUGCUAUCGCUAUCCAGUUCACCCCUCGCUGAGGCCAAUAGGUGAUCCAGCUACACUUGUGCUACAACCAUCUGCGGAAGGCGGUUCCAAAGAAGGUGACAAGGAAAAAAAGGACGUGAAGGAGCGGAAAACGAAGUCCGCCGAAGGUAAGAAAUCUAAGAAACCUGACAAGAAGAAGAAAGGAAAGCAGUCUAAGGAACCAAUCAAAACAGAUUCCAAAGAAACCCCAGUUCAAGAGCCUUCCGGCGGAGCAAAAGGAUCUUCUAACGAUGAUCAGCCCGGGGCUCACGCGGAGGAACAGAACAAGCCCAGCAAUGAAGUUGUUGCCGACCCAACACAGCCAGCAAAGCAGCAGUCAUCUGAGAAAAAGGAGGGCAGUAAUAAAGAACAGAAACAGGCUGAAGAUGCACGGAACGAACCCGAGAAAGAAAACCAAAGCUGA